Molecule: messenger RNA, 222 nt
Organism: Knipowitschia caucasica
Lineage: Eukaryota; Metazoa; Chordata; Actinopteri; Gobiiformes; Gobiidae
Source: the annotation of a GenBank genome assembly
AUGGACCUCUCUCUGGCUCUCAGACAGUCUGGAGCAGAGGCCACAGAGGAAACACAGAAGAUCAGAGCACGGAGCCUGGAGCCUGAAUUUUCUGAUGAAGAGUUUGCAUCUUCUCCAUCUCCCACGCGGUUGGACAACGCCCGCAGCAACACCCGGCACAAAAUAGUGGGAAGGGAAAGCUGUCAGAUCAGAUUUAGCCUAGUUUCGAGCUCCAGCCAUUAA